This is a messenger RNA of Fomitopsis serialis, 566 nucleotides long. RefSeq lists its product as uncharacterized. Bases 120 to 470 code for a protein of 116 amino acids. Lineage: Eukaryota; Fungi; Basidiomycota; Agaricomycetes; Polyporales; Fomitopsidaceae. The record is from RefSeq and is a predicted model, not a curated record. The transcript has 5 exons.
CAAGUCGUCCGACAGGAUGCGCGUGGCGCCACCUGCUCUGUACGAAGCCAUCCCCGCUGGGAUGUCAUUUUACAUCUGCCACAGCUGUCGUGUCGGCCGCCCUGCCGGCAGUCACGCUAAUGCGUGCGGGAGCAUUCACGAGCACUCUCCGGCGAACCCUGUGUUUACUCGCGGCUGUCGAUCCCCACGCAGUCCAACCCUGUUUACGACAAAGGUUCCAUGCCGUCUGCGAGCCGCCGGAAAUAUUCCCGAGUGAUCGGUGUGCCUUCCUGAAGUCGGGGAAGUGCCUCGUUGUCGUCAUGUGUUCGGGCACAUCGUCAAUGUGCAGUCUGCGACGGACACGAGGUUCUUGUUCUCCCGCUGUCGUUGGCUUCUCGAAGCUCUUGAAUGGUGGCUGUCAUGGAGGUAAGCCGGCCGUUCUGUGCGUUGACCAGUGCCAAUGCUUCCAGUCAACCGUCUGGCAAGCUUAGACAUCGGAGGCAGAGAUAUAGAAGCACAGUCGUCCGCAGUCCUGGCUUCGUAGCCUAAGUACGCCACACUGCUGCGACGACGCGCUCUGGUCCUUG